AUGUCCCCAUAUAAACUUGAAAAUGGACUGGAAGGAUUGGACCAGGAUUGGAUCAGGAUUGGAUCAGGAUUGGAUCAGGAUUGUAUCAGGAUUGGAUCAGGAUUGGAUCAGGAUUGGAUCAGGAUUGGAUCAGGAUUGGAUCAGGAUUGGAUCAGGAUUGGAUCAGGAUUGGAUCAGGAUUGGAUCAGGACUGGAUUCAAGAGAAUGUUUAAAGUGAAUUUUAUGAUGGUUCUCGUCGGAGCAAAUGCACCGAUACUCAGUAGUCUCCAUCUCACAAACCCAUCCAUCCCAGGUGUGGUGAUAGAGGGGGAUGGAGCAGAGCUAACUUGCAGCUACAGACCCUCUCCGGGUCAGUAUAUAGACAGCAUCAAGUGGUAUCUAAACUCUAGUGAGAUAUAUAGGAUUGUUCCAGGACUUACAACUGACAGGGUGUUGACGUUUCCUGUCUCUGGGUUAAAAAUAGAUCUUCCUCGCUCCGGGCUUGUCAAACCUGGAACGCAUCGUCUUACUCUGGGUAGUGUGGAUAGACGGGCUGCAGGACGAUAUGUGUGCCAGGUAACUGAGAGCAGUCCUCCAUUUAGGACUCAGGAAAUGGGAGCUAAAUUGGAUAUUGUAGUACUACCUGAGUCAACUCCUUUCCUCUCUGGUCUGGAACCUGAGUAUCAAGAUAGAUCUCAACUCUCCGCAUCCUGUUCCACAUCCCCCGCCUUUCCUCAACCACAAAUCCUGUGGUAUUUAAACGGGCAACAGAUGGAUGGAUCUGACAGAACUGAUUGUGUUUAUGAUUUGGAUUCGACUCUUUGGAGCUGUAUAUCUAACUUUAUGAUGGACCUAACUCUAGCUAGACAAACCAUACCUUCUCCGUCUUCUCUACCAGUUUUUCAAAAUGCUAGUUCUAACCAGCUAAAGAACUCUACAGAUAUCCUACCUACUGAACCUACUGAAAUGAGAAGCUUAACCUCUCCUCCAUCUUCUCCUACUAAACUAUCCCUAAGAUGUAGUAUGGUUAUUCUCCCUAACUCCUCCAUGAUAUACAGUUCUCUAGGUUACUUUAGGAUCUCUAAAUCUCCCGAUCCUAUUCUAGGUGAACCCUUGACGUCGUCUUCUUCUCAUGCGUUCUUCUCAGUUUAUCUUCUAAUCUGCUUCAGACAGUAAUCUUACAAUCUUCUACAUCAAUGUUUUGUGUUCUCUGCAUCGAACUGCGUAGAACAUGCUCUCUCUCUCUGGAGCAUACGCGUAAUUCCUUUUGGCUUCUGCCUCAGAGUUAUUGUGAACAACAAAACCCGUAAAUCUUGAAAAGACGACGUCUAGUGUUCUAUCUGUUAUUAUUAAUUAAUCUAUGGUUCUCUGUAUCUGGUUUUCUGUAUUUGUAUAUUUGUAUUCUGUCUAAACCUUGUGAGAUAUGUAUGCAGUUGUGGAUAACCCUAGAUCCAUACAGGGUAAAACUUGGGAAAUAUUUUAGGCUGGCCUCAACAUUAGACUUUAUAUAAGAUUUCUUCCUAGCACAGGGACGAACAUUUCAAACUGGAAUUUAUUAACUUUUAAGUAAUUUUUAAGAUGCUUUAAUUCACUAUUUUAGUUCUAGAAUUAUUUUUCUUGUUUUCUACUCCUAGCACUCUUGUAUGCCGAAUCCAUUAGCGCCUGAUCCAAUCAGG
Molecule: messenger RNA, 1655 nt
Organism: Eurytemora carolleeae
Lineage: Eukaryota; Metazoa; Arthropoda; Copepoda; Calanoida; Temoridae
Exons: 8
Coding region: 1-1155 (384 amino acids)
Source: RefSeq, a predicted model, not a curated record